Molecule: messenger RNA, 1233 nt
Organism: Colossoma macropomum (tambaqui)
Lineage: Eukaryota; Metazoa; Chordata; Actinopteri; Characiformes; Serrasalmidae
Gene: foxe3
Product: forkhead box E3
Exons: 1
Coding region: 1-1233 (410 amino acids)
Biological process (GO): anatomical structure morphogenesis; cell differentiation; regulation of transcription by RNA polymerase II
Molecular function (GO): DNA-binding transcription factor activity, RNA polymerase II-specific; RNA polymerase II cis-regulatory region sequence-specific DNA binding
Source: RefSeq, a predicted model, not a curated record
AUGAAUCUGGCGAGUUUCUCGUUCUUCUCCGGACCGUGCAGCAUGACCGCGGAGGCGCAGCUCUCUCCGGCCGAGGCUGCGAGUCCCAGCGCCGGAUUGGGCUCUCCGCUAGCCCCGCCCUCCCUCAUCCUCAUGCACGAGGAGCCGGGGGUCAAGCCCGUCAGCCCGGGCGCGGAGGAAGGAGAACCGGACGGUCAGAGAGAGAGCCAGGCUGGUCAGAACGGCCAGCAGCAGACCACAGAGGAGGACCGCGUCUCUCUCGCGCCCACCGCUGGGGGGCGCCGCCGCAAGCGUCCCGUGCAGCGCGGCAAACCUCCGUACUCGUAUAUCGCGCUGAUCGCCAUGGCCAUCGCGCACGCGCCCGAGCGCCGGCUCACGCUGGGCGGCAUCUACCGCUUCAUCACCGAGAGGUUCCCGUUCUACCGCGAGAACUCCAAGAAGUGGCAGAACUCCAUCCGCCACAACCUCACGCUCAACGACUGCUUCGUGAAGAUCCCGCGCGAGCCCGGCAGGCCCGGCAAAGGGAACUACUGGACGCUGGACCCGGCGGCCGAGGACAUGUUCGACAACGGCAGCUUCCUGCGGCGCCGCAAGCGCUUCAAGCGCGCGGACGCGAGCGCGUCGUACGCGGCCACCGCCGCCGCCGCCGCAGCCGCCGCGGCCGCGGCCACGUACCAUCACCCCGUGCACGCGCAUCACCAUCAUCAUCAUUCCGUGCACGCGCAUCACGCGCUGUACCCGAGCUACGGCUCCCAGGUGCUUCAUCACCAUCCUCAUCCUCACACCCAGUAUCAGCCCAGGACGUUCAGCAUAGACGACCUCAUCAGCCAGCAGAUGCCGGAGAUCAACGUGCACGCGCAUCACACGCACUCGCACUGCCUCGGCCUGGGACUCGGUGGCGGGGACUUGAGCGCGAGCGCGGCUGAGCAGCAGAGCGCGAGCUUCCCGCCCCCUCAGAGCGUGAACGCGGUGAGCGUGAGCGCGAGCGCGAGCGCGCCGCUGGCCAGGAGUUCCGCUCCCGGUUUCUCGUACCCGUGCGCGCCGGUGGUCUCCUCCGUGUCGGUGUCGGCGUCGCAGCUCUCGCCGCAGCCGCCCGCCUUCUCUCCGCCACCAGCAGGCGGCGCCGCGGCACAGCUUUACUGCGGCAAGCACGCCGAGCCCGCCGUGACGUCAUACGGAGGCGCGUACGCGCGGCAGGGGAACUACGGCAGCGGGCUCGAGCGGUACAUGUGA